GUAGCCAUUUAUGUCCUGCCUUCCCAUUAUCCAAACAUCCUUCCUUUCUCUGUCUAAAAUGGCCCAGCCAGCUUUUACCAUUGUACUAAACAAACCCCCUCAAUAUGCAAUACAUAUAUAUAUAUAUAUAUGGAAAGCUAAGACUGAUAAAGGAGAUAUGUCUUCAAUUGUCCCCCAACCACAGAGCUCUCUCUCUCUGUAUUCCCCAAAAAUUAAAAAUAUGAACUUUCUUAAUUCCCGCAUUUACCCUUCUCUGUAUCGCUAUCUUCCCAUCACUCCUUCAACUCAAAGUCUUUCCAUGUUCUUCUUCAUGGGCUUUUUCGAGUUCUCACAUUCUCCAUCCAGUUUCAGAGAAAGUUGCACCACAACUUUCUCUUUUCUCUCCCCAUCUUCCUUAUUAUUUCCUUUUUCUUUAUCUUUCAAUAAAAAUUCCGUCUUGAACGGCGUCUUGCUUUUUCUCCAAGUUUUGAUUUUUCAAUUUGAACAAGUUAAUAAAAACAAGGGCUUUUUUGGGUUCUUUGGAUUUUCUUUUUUAUUUCUCCUAAUUGGAAUGGGAUACGGUUUUCUGGGCUAUAAAUUUUAGGGCAAAAGAUCAUCUCUUUUUGCCUAUAUAUAUUCUUGAGAAAGGUUUAUUUAAAAAAAGAAAAAAGAAAAUUGGGUUUCAAUUUUAAUAAUUAAAGAUGAAAAGGGUUUCUGUGAACUCGGUUGAUGAAGGAACUAGGGCUAGAUUGAAGCAUCAAACCCUACUCCAGGAAUUCUUACAAUUGCAAAAGGAAUUUGUUUCAAAGAAGAAAAAAUUGCAGACAGUGAACCAGAGGCGAGAAACCCUUUUGGCCGAAGUUCGAUUCUUACGACAGAGGUACAGCUAUUUAUCGACAAUCAAGUCUCGACAACCUGAACUAGAGCAAGAUUCUGUUCAAUCACAAAAUCCCUACCUGCAAAGCAAAACGGUUAAGCCUAAGAAUUUCAGUAUCAAUGAAGCCGGUGAAAGAAGACCAUCUUCUCUUCCUGGUAUCAAUCCUUAUGUGGUUCACGAGGAAAAGGGUGGGAGAAAUCGAGCUGAUGUUCAGGCCCUGUUGAGAAACGAGAAGUCGAAAAAUUGCUCCAUUAAUGGCAAAAGAGUUGGGAAGAAGAAAAUAUCAGUGGCUUUGAAGGUCUGAAAUCUAAUUAAUAAUAAUCUUUUCACACACAGUUUAGCAGUAAAAAAAAACAGGUCAUUUGAUUGGCAUUGCUACAGAUUAUUACCAUCAACUGUCUUAAUAUUUCUUUUAGAAUUAAUUGUAAAUCAGGGGAAAUUUGCUCAGUUUAUAGCAUAUAUGAAUAUAGUGAUUGUUUCUCAUUUUGACAACCUUUCUAUGUGAUCUGUUAACUGUCAAAACCUUGAAUGUCACAGAAUCUCAUUGUCAAAACUCUAGUUUAUGGUGAGGAAUAUGUUUCGUAUUAAAACUCUGUAUUCUACAAUGUACAUCAAAGGAUUUUGAGAUACUCCAA
Messenger RNA from Gossypium raimondii (Peruvian cotton), 1491 nucleotides. RefSeq lists its product as uncharacterized. Lineage: Eukaryota; Viridiplantae; Streptophyta; Magnoliopsida; Malvales; Malvaceae. The record is from RefSeq and is a predicted model, not a curated record. Bases 681 to 1160 code for a protein of 159 amino acids. The transcript has 4 exons.